CAAUUAUAUUCAUUUAUUUUCUCCCAUAAUGGCUUUUCCUUUAGUACUCUCUCUUUCAAUAUUUAUCAUCUUUUUAUGUUACAAACUCCACAACCGGCUUACGGCCAAGCUACCUCCAGGUCCUUGGCCGUGGCCGGUUAUUGGAAACCUUUUCAGCAUAACGCCAGUGAGGUUUCGAUGCUUUGCUGAAUGGGCCCAAAUUUAUGGGCCGAUUUUUUCUUUUUACCUUGGGUCACAACUAAACGUGGUGGUGAAUAAUGCGGAACUUGCUAAAGAAGUUCUUAAAGAUAAUGAUCAAAAUUUGGCUAAUAGGUUUAGAACAAAACCUCUUGAUAGUGUGAGUAAAAAUGGGAUGGAUUUGAUUUGGGCUGAUUAUGGACCUCAUUAUGUGAAAGUAAGAAAACUUUGUAAUCUUGAACUUUUUACUCAAAAAAGACUUGAAGCUCUUAGGCCAAUUAGAGAAGUUGAAGUUACUGCCAUGAUUGAAAAUAUUUUCAAGGACACAACUAAGCCUGGUAAUGAUAGUAAAACGAUGACGCUAAGGGAAUACUUGGGAUUAGUAUCAUUCAACAACAUAACAAGGCUAACAUUUGGAAAAAGAUUUAUAAACUCAAAAGGUGAAGUUGAUGAACAAGGUGAAGAGCUUAAAUCCAUUGUAACAGAUGGGAUAAGAAUUUCUGGAAAACCUAAUUUGGGAGAAUUUGUACCAUGGUUACGUUGGGUAUUUAAAGAUGACAAUGAAGCUCUUGAGUCACAAGAUAGACGUUUGAAUAAAUUUACAAGACUUAUAAUGGAAGAACACACAAUUGCUAGAGAAAAAUCUGGAGAAACCAAACAUCAUUUUGUUGAUGCUUUACUUACCCUUCAAAAGGAAUAUGAUCUUAGUGAUGACUCUAUUAUUAGCCUCUUUUGGGAUAUGGUACAAGCAGGGACAGAUACAAUAGCUAUAACAGUUGAAUGGACUAUGGCUGAACUUGUAAGGAAUCCAAGAGUUCAACAAAAGGUUCAAGAGGAGCUAGAUCGAGUUAUUGGAUCGGAUCGAAUCAUAAAUGAAACAGAUAUCUCUAACCUCUCCUAUCUACAACAUGUUGUCAAAGAAUCACUAAGAAUGCACCCUCCAACUCCACUAAUGUUGCCUCAUAUGGCAAGUAACAAUGUCAAAGUAGGUGGUUACAACAUUCCUAAAGGUUCAAUUGUACAUGUUAACGUGUGGGCGUUAGGUCGCGAUCCAAAAAUUUGGAGAGAGCCAUUGCAAUUUAGGCCAGAGAGAUUUGUUGAAGAGGAUGUUGACAUGAAGGGACAUGAUUAUAAGUUAUUACCAUUUGGUGCUGGUAGACGUAUAUGUCCAGGAAUGAACCUUGCAAUUAAUUUGGUGACAUCUAUGUUAGCACAUUUGUUGCACCAUUUUGUUUGGUCACUUCCUAAUGGUGUUAAGGUUGAAGAUAUUGAUAUGAUGGAGAGUCCUGGUACAGUAACAUAUAUGCAAACUCCAUUACAUGUUGUUCCUACUCCUAGGUUACCUAGAAACCUAUACACACAUGUUGAGUGAAAUACGUACCACACAUUUAUCAAAGCAUCCUAGACUUUUUAUCGAUUCCCCUAAAUUAUAAGUCAGUAACGUCUUUUAUUUUUGUAUUACUUAUUAUAUGUUGUAUUUUAAGCCAAUAGUUACUUUACUUUAAUUUCAUGUUUGAUGAAGUUGUGACAUUUUUUCUGGAAUAAAAUGUAUGCAUUAUUUUUAUUUUGAA
Molecule: messenger RNA, 1748 nt
Organism: Solanum pennellii
Lineage: Eukaryota; Viridiplantae; Streptophyta; Magnoliopsida; Solanales; Solanaceae
Product: cytochrome P450 98A3-like
Exons: 3
Coding region: 29-1549 (506 amino acids)
Molecular function (GO): monooxygenase activity; heme binding; iron ion binding
Source: RefSeq, a predicted model, not a curated record